This is a messenger RNA of Lottia gigantea (owl limpet), 582 nucleotides long. RefSeq lists its product as hypothetical. The transcript has a single exon. The record is from RefSeq and is a predicted model, not a curated record. The coding region runs from base 1 to 582 and encodes 193 amino acids. NCBI's taxonomy places the organism in Eukaryota, Metazoa, Mollusca, Gastropoda, Lottiidae.
AUGAAAGUAGAAACUUUAGUUAUGAAAAUAAUAGAAGCUAUUGAUACAGCUUCCCCAACUGUAAUAACUUUCAAUGGUAAAAAAAUCAACAUAACUAAAAAACUUAUUGAUAAAUAUAAAUAUUGUAAAGUCAGAGACGAUAUAGACUUUAAAAGAAUUGACGCCAACGCAAAAGAAGGUGGAUUUUUACCUUUCCUUCUACCAUUAAUAUUUGGUGUUAUUGCAGCGGCGGGUGCAGCAACUGGUGGAAUAUCUGCCGCAGUCAAAGCUGCCAACGCAAAGAAAGCAGCUGGUGCUAAAGCCGCUGAAGAACGUAGACAUAAUUUAAUAAUGGAAAAGGAAGCCAAAGGUUCAGGAGAGGGAGAUAUGAUAGGUACAAUAAAAGAAUUUGGAAAAAGAUUUGGGGAAGAAACCAAGAAAACUGUUAAACAAGGAUUAAAUAAAUUAGUAGAUAGUAUUGACACAGGAGAAGUCAAAGUCAAACAUAAGCGUAAUGGAAUAUUUUUAAAAAAUAUACAAACUGGAGAAGGAAUAUAUCUUUCAAAGUAUAAAGGAGAAGGAGUUAUUUUUGGAACAAAUUAA